Frankliniella occidentalis (western flower thrips) is the source of this 5416-nucleotide messenger RNA. It is a transcript of the gene PlexB, whose product is annotated as plexin-B. Gene Ontology annotation, cellular component: semaphorin receptor complex. Gene Ontology annotation, molecular function: semaphorin receptor activity. Gene Ontology annotation, biological process: positive regulation of axonogenesis; motor neuron axon guidance; regulation of cell migration. The transcript has 19 exons. NCBI's taxonomy places the organism in Eukaryota, Metazoa, Arthropoda, Insecta, Thysanoptera, Thripidae. Bases 159 to 4661 code for a protein of 1500 amino acids. The record is from RefSeq and is a predicted model, not a curated record.
UAUGUACGUUUCUGUUCCAGGUCCUAGUGUCGGGCGCCAACCAGGCUCUGGAUUACGAGUCCGUCGUCGUGGACCCCGGGCACACUAUUCUCCCGGAUACCACCCUGAAGCCCAGCGGCGACUUCCUCUACGUCCUUUCUACGUCCAAGGUCUCCAAGAUGCGCGUGGAGCACUGCGGCUCCUUCGCCAACUGCUCAUCCUGCCUGGAGGCAAAGGACCCCUACUGCGGCUGGUGCUCCCUCGAGAAACGGUGCACGGUGCGCGACAAGUGCCAGAAGGCGGCGCACAGCUCGCCGCGCUGGCUGUCGGUCGGCUCGGGCCAGCAGUGCAUCGACUUUGAGCAGGUGCUGCCGGACCGCAUCCCCGUCAGCCAGAUGACCACGGUGCAGCUGACCAUCCGCACGCUGCCCGAGCUGCCGCCGCUCGCCAAGUACAAGUGCGUGUUCGGCGACGCCGACCCCAUCGACGCCGCCGUGACGCCGCUGGGGCUGUCGUGCCCGACGCCGGGCGUCGCCUCGCGGCCCGCCAUCCCCGAGGGCCGCGACCACGUGCUCGUGCCGCUGGCCGUGCGCUCGUCCGAGACCAACAAGGACUUCGUGUCGCGCCACUUCGCCUACUACGACUGCUCGCGCCACUCGACGUGCUCGGACUGCGUGCGCUCGCAGUGGGCGUGCUCGUGGUGCGUGUACGAGAACCGCUGCGCGCACAACACCUCGGCCUGCCAGCGCACCGUCAUCUCUGGCGAGAACAACCCGGCUCAUCUGACUCACCAUGGAGCAAAUUUCUGUCCUCGCUUCAAGGCGCCCAAGGAAAAGAUUUUGCGCCCCAACAAUGUUGCCAAAGAAAUUCUUCUUGAAGUGGAAAAUCUGCCCCAUCCUCAAGUUGGACACACAGGAUUUCAAUGCAUUGUCACUAUUGAGACUUCCAAAAUGAUGGUCCCAGCUAAAGUUGAGAGUGGCCGCUACAUUGUUUGUGACAAAACCACGUAUUCAUAUGAGGCAAAUACAGGAGAGUAUGAAGCCACAGUGAGUGUUGUGUGGAAUCGCAACCAUCAUGUUGACACUACAAGCAUAAUUCUAUACAAAUGUGAAAUCCUGGGAUCUCAUCGCGACCACCCGGACUGCUCUCUGUGUGUCACUCGGAAUGCCAAGUAUCAAUGCAGCUGGUGUGGAAACACUUGUAGUUAUUCUCAGAGCUGCCUUCACUCUGCUGCUAAUGAGUGUCCUAAGCCAAGAAUUGAUAUGAUUAAACCCCUGAGUGGACCUAUUGAAGGAGGAACCCUUGUGACGAUUGAAGGCAGCAAUUUGGGAUUAAAAGAGGAUGAUGUUCGUGGGAAAAUACGAAUUGGCACAACUCCUUGUGAACUCACUCAAUAUGAAGUAUCAGUGCGUAUUGUCUGUCGAACAGGAAGAGCAGACAGAGAACUGUCAGCUCCAGUUAUUGUUGGAAAUGAUGCUGGCUUUACAGAAUCAACUGUGAGCUUUAGUUACAAGGACAUUCAACUCACUGGCCUUCACCCACCCAUGGGCCCUCAAAGUGGUGGCACUCAGCUUGCUAUUUCUGGACAUUAUCUCAACAUUGGCAGCACUGUCCAGGCUUGGCUUGAUGAUUUGCCAUGUCAUGUCAAUGCAACACAAGCUUCAAGUUCUAGGCUAACUUGUAUCACAACAAGAGCUCUGUCAGCCAAACCUAUCCAAAGGCUUACUUUGAAGAUAGAUGGUGCUAAUAGAACUCUUGCAGGGUACCCCUUUAAUUACACCGUUGAUCCUACAAUUCUUGAAAUUAAGCCUCUUAGAAGUUUUGCAUCUGGUGGCCGGAUGAUAACUGUCCAUGGAACUAAUUUGGACACAGUUCAAAAGCCAGAAAUGGUUGUCUAUGUCGAAGGUGAUCCAAACCCUAUCAACAGAUCUGUCUGCACUGUCUUAAAUGCUGCUCAAAUGGAAUGCCCUUCUCCUCCUAUUGAUAGCAAAAUUUUAAGUGAAACACCAAGAACACGUCGCUCUACGGCUGCUCUCCCUUCAUCAUCUCCCACAGCAUCAGUUUCUUCAACAAUUUCUCUUGUUCGGCCUCAAACCGCAAGAAGAAAGCAGUUGCGCUCUCUUGUUGGAUCUAGCAACACAGGGAAAUCACCUCCUCAAAUUGACCUACAUAUUGGUUUUAUCAUGGAUGAUGUUGAAUCUGCUGUUGAACUCAACAAACACUUCCCCUCACUGCCUUCAACACUGCUGUAUGUUGAAGAUCCUAAAUUCCUCCAAUUCCCAAAGGAUAUCAAACUUUAUAAGGGUGACACACUUGUAAUUGAGGGUGAAAAUUUGAACUACGCAUCAGAUGAGUCUGAUGUGAACGUAACCAUUGGCACACGUCAGUGUAAUGUUACAUCCCUAGCUCAGACUCAGCUAGUCUGCUCUCCACCAGAUACUCAGCCUUCGGGAACAGAUGAAUCUGGAGCCCGAUCAGAUAGUGGCCUACCUUUGGUAGUCGUACGAGUUGGGAGAUCCUUACGGUUCCCUAUAGGCUACCUCAGAUAUGAAGUUAUAAAGCCAUAUGCAUUCCCUCCAGAAGCCAUAGCAGGCAUUGCUGCUGGAACAUUUUUCCUCGUCUUUCUAUUUGGCAUUGUAUUAGUUGUUUAUCGACGAAAAUCAACUCAAGCAGAAAGGGAAUACAAACGCAUUCAAAUCCAAAUGGACACUUUGGAAAGUAAUGUGCGAUCUGAAUGUAAACAAGCAUUUGUCCAGAUGUGUACAUGGGAUCCCCGUCGCAAUGGCACUUCAGACCUCACACCACAUGCUUUUGCUGAGUUGCAGACUGAUAUGACUGAUCUGACUGCUGAUCUUGUAUCAUCAGGCAUACCAAUGCUUGAUCACACCAAUUACAUACUCAAAGUUUUCUUCCCUGGUGUCAUAGACCAUCCAAUCCUUAAUGAACCGAAAGUCCGAAUGAAUGGUCCUCGUAAUAAUUACGAUGCUGCCAUGCUUCAAUUUGAACAGCUUUUAAGUAACAAAUGUUUCAUCCUCACCUUUAUUGAAACUCUAGAGGCCCAAAAAAGUUUUAACAUUCGAGACAAAGUAAAUGUUGCCUCUCUCCUAAUGGUAGUUCUUAUGAACAAAAUGGAGUAUGCAACUGAUGUUCUGAGAUCAUUGUUGUUGAGGCUUAUUGAAAAGUCUGUGGGGACAAAGCAUCCUCAGCUUAUGCUUCGUCGAACUGAGUCAGUAGUGGAGAAAAUGCUUACUAACUGGAUGGCAUUGUGUAUGUAUGGCUACCUCAAAGAUUGUGCUGGGUCUUCACUUUUCCUUCUGUACAAAGCUAUUAAGCACCAAAUUGAAAAGGGACCUGUUGAUGCUGUAAUUCAUGAUGCAAGGUACUCUCUUUCUGAGGAGAGAUUACUUCGUGAGCAAAUUGAACAUGGAACUGUUGUCAUUCAUCUUGUUCAAGAAGAUCCUCAUUAUGAGAAAAUACCUUACCAAACCUAUCAGACACUUCAUAUUGUUCAAGAUGAAGUGGAUGAUAAAAUCCAAUGUAGGGUACUGGACUGUGAUACAAUCAGCCAAGUAAAGUCAAAAAUAUUAGAUGCUUUGUAUAAAAAUACUCCAUUUUCAUUGAGACCAUCUAUUCAUGAAGUAGACUUGGAGUGGCGACAUGGAAGAGGUGGCCAUCUUACACUUCAAGAUGAAGACCUAUCUACCCAAAGUAUUGGUGGAUGGAAAAAAUUAAAUACUUUAGCACAUUACGGCGUGAAAACAUCUGCCAUAAUGUCUCUUAUUCCUAGGCAGAAUGAAAGCUUUAACAAUGCCAACUGCAAACAAGCUUGCCAUAACUGCACUGGAUACUUCAGCAAUUCUUUAUCGCCUAUCAUUCCUUGUGAUUUAGAGCAAGGAGGCAAUACAAAAGUCUUCCACCUUGUAAAACCUGUAGAUGACUCCCAUUACCUUAGUAAUUCAAAGAGUGGAACAGUUGAUCGAGAUCGGGAACGAACACACAAAGCUAUACCUGAAAUCUUCUUGACUCGGCUGUUAUCUACAAAGGGUACCAUUCAAAAGUUUGUAGAUGAUUUCUUAACUACAAUAUUGACAGCCAACGAAAUGCUACCUCCUGCUGUCAAAUGGCUGUUUGAUCUCCUUGAUGAGGCAGCAAGAAAACACAACAUCAGUGACCCUGAAGUUGUGCAUGCAUGGAAAUCAAAUAGUCUUCCCCUGAGGUUUUGGGUCAACUUCAUCAAGAACCCAGAUUUUAUCUUUGACAUCAACAAAACUCCUACUGUAGACUCGUGUUUGUCUGUGAUAGCACAAACAUUUAUGGAUGCCUGUUCAACAAGCGAGCAUCGUUUAGGAAAAGACUCACCAUCAAACAAGCUGCUUUUUGCAAAGGACAUUCCUAAUUAUCGGCAGAUGGUGGCCAGGUUUUAUUGUGAUGUGGCUGAACUGCCACAAAUUACGGACCAGGAAAUGAGCACUGCUAUGCAGCAGCUGUCAGCAACUGUAUCUCAAGCAAGUCAAUUUGACACUGUGUCAGCACUGAAGGAACUUUACAUCUAUGUCACCAAAUACAGCGACCAGAUCCUGGAUUCACUUGAUAUGGAACCGUACUGCAAAAAACUCCAUUUGGCCCACAAAUUGGAGAAUGUUUCAUGUACCUUGGAGGGAGAAGAAACCUCCACCUGCUGACAGCAAAUGUCACCUGACCUUCUGCUUGCAAAUCACUACUAAAAUUUGUUAAGUGGUUUCUAGCAGCUUACACUGUACAACCUUGCGGAUGUAACAGUGCUUGAAUUAUGCUCCCCAAAUUAUUUUAAAACCCCAGUCUUCUAUAGAGCUGAUUUUUAAAAUGCAAAGGGACUUUGUUGUUAUAUGUGUUUUGGCACAAUACUGUUAGAGACUUGUAAAUAUUUAAGUAUAUUGGAAUUUAACUUUAUAAGAGAUAUGACUGUGAUACCUGUUAUUUUGGAAGAACAAUCUUCCUUUGACAUCAUGCCAUACAUUUGGAAAAUCAGUCUCAUGGGGGGCAUUUUCAAGGUAGGUCAGGUGACACAAAAUACAAACAUUUUUAAUGUAGGAUUUUAUUUCUUUGCUUUCAACCAUUAUAUUUUGAAGAAUUAUGGAAAGAGAAUGGUCUAAAACUUAGCAUGAAAUUUUAACAAAAUCCCAUAAUUUAAUGCACUUUUCUCUGCUAUUGAUCUGAGUUUUGUGUAAAUUCAAUAUUUUAUCUCAGACACUUUUAUACCAAAUAUCUAUGUGUUAUACGAUGUGUUUUCAAGUUCUGAAAGUAAAGAAUAUGUGAAAAUAUAUUGUCCAUAGUUUUUAUUACUGUAUAUAUGUACAAAACAUCAGAACUAGAUGUAAGAAGUGUGAUAGGUGACACAGAGUUGGUUUUCUAUACUUGAUGUUCAAAAAUAGAAAAUAAAUAUGAAGUUGUUUCUUUA